This is a messenger RNA of Nelumbo nucifera (sacred lotus), 4039 nucleotides long. RefSeq names its product Helicase protein with RING/U-box domain-containing protein. Gene Ontology annotation, biological process: DNA repair. The record is from RefSeq and is a predicted model, not a curated record. Gene Ontology annotation, molecular function: ATP binding; nucleic acid binding; hydrolase activity, acting on acid anhydrides, in phosphorus-containing anhydrides. Gene Ontology annotation, cellular component: nucleus. NCBI's taxonomy places the organism in Eukaryota, Viridiplantae, Streptophyta, Magnoliopsida, Proteales, Nelumbonaceae.
GGGAAAUUGAACAAAGCCCCCUCUUCUCUUCGCGCCAAAAUUCGCUUUGCUAUUAAAUACAAAGCCAGACAACCUCGAUUAUCUAUCAUUCCCUCGGAGGCAUCUCGUAGUUCAGCUAAUACUAGUUAGGGAGAUCGGUUUUCUUGUGGCCGCUAACUUCGAAGGUUCCGUCUUUCCUAAUACUAGUUAGGGAGAUGGCGAUGGUAGUCGCCGGAGAAAAGGAGUACAUUGCAACAGUUAGAUCAAUCGUCGGAGAUAAUGUGCUGGAAUCUGAUAUUCUCCGUGCUCUUUCAGUCUGCGGCAACAGCGUAAAUGCAGCCAUUAAGGUCAUUCUCAAUACGCCGGGGUUUAUCGCACCUUCUAUUACUGUAAAGCGGACUCUCACUAUCACUGGAGCUCGGAUUUCUACCCAGAUAAAGCAAGAGGGAUCUGAAGAUUCCAGCCAAGAUGAUCCUGUUAAAGGGUUGGAUCCCAAGAUUAGAGUGAAGGAGGAGAAUCUCGAUAUGGUUCUUGCAAGUGAAUCGUCAACAGAAAUUGUCCCUGCUAAGGGGUUGGAGUUGGCGACAAGAGUAAAGGAGGAGAAACCUGAUAUGGGUUUCGAGAAUGAAGUGCAUAUGAAAGCGGACCCUGUUAAGGAGUUGGGGGUGAUGAUCAGAGUAAAUGAGGAACCUGAUAUGGGUUCCCAAAAUGAGGCACCGAUGGAAGUCGAUCCUGUCAAGGUGUCGGAAGCGAUACUAGUAGUAAAAGAAGAGAAACCUGAUACAAGUUUCGAAAAUAAGGUAUCAGUAAAGGAAGAAACAGCGACGUCGGACAUGGCUCYGGCGUUGGUACCGAAAGGGGAUGUUAUCAUAAUUAAAGAUGAGGAACUCGAUAUGGGUCUUCAGGAUAAAGCCUCCAUGAAGAAAGAGCCAGUGCGUGCCCAUCGAGUUGAACCAGUGAUACCCAGGAAAGAAACAUCAGCAAAUACCCGCCUUCCUGCUCAUCCUCGUCCAUUCCAGGGWRGUAAAGUGAAGAAAGAAAUGAUAGUUUCAGUUCCAGUGGAGGAUGGGGAGUUUCCCGAAGAGCCAGAUUGGUUUUUGGUGGGAAGGACUACUGUGGUGGGUCUCUCAACGUGCAAAGGGAGGAAACUGCAGUUCAAUGAGAUAGUCCAUUUUGCAUUUCCUUCUGACAGAAGGAAUUACGAGAGGCAAUGGGUUAGCAACAGGGCGGCUGCUGCGGUCUCUGAAAUUGUUCGCUUCUCGACCAAGCAAAAUGGAGAGAUUGGGAGGCUGCCAAUGGAUUGGGCUAGAAUCGUAAUUCCCCUUGUAAAUUCUUCAAAGGUUAAGGUUUGUGGUCGAUGUAUAGCUACGCCAGAAAACCUUAAUUUGAUGCAAGAAAUCGUACUGUACGUAAGCUUUUACAUUCACAGUUCUAUUUUUACUGAGGGUGAUAAGUCUUCAUGGAAGUUAGAAGUUCUUCCACACUUCGACUCUACUCUUUAUCCUCUUCCUGCUCUUUUCAAAUUGCUGAAAAUUAAGCCAUAUCAGAAGGCAGAAUUUACCCCGGAGGAUCUUGACAAUCGAAAACGUUCCUUAAACCUAGAGGGUGAUUCAGAUGAAACUGCACCACUCUUUCCUCUUUUGAAACGAAAAAAGGGGGACCAACAUCCUGAGCAAAGUAACGAUGAACAAGUUAUCUCAGAGUCAGCUCUAAAUAAGCUUGUUGGUACUGCAGAUACAUACAAUUUGGAGGAAAUGGAUCCUCCAAAAACACUCACKUGUGAUCUAAGGCCAUAUCAGAAACAAGCUCUUUAUUGGAUGACAGAAGCAGAGAAGGGAAUUGAUGUUGAGCAAGCGGCCAAAACACUUCAUCCAUGUUGGUCAGCCUACCGUAUAUGUGAUAAGAGAGCAUCUGCAAUCUAUGUUAACAAUUUCUCAGGUGAAGCUACUACACAAUUUCCCAGUGCAACCAAAAUGGCUAGAGGAGGGAUUUUAGCAGAUGCUAUGGGACUUGGAAAAACGGUGAUGACAAUUGCAUUAAUACUUGCAAAUCGAGGCAGAGGAAAACCUGAUGAUGAAGAAGAUUUCAUGGUCACGGAUACUGCGGCUAAUUAUGAAAAAACAAACAGAAGUAACAAAACGUUUAAAACAAAAGCCCCAGCAACAGUGAAGGCUGGCACCCUUAUCGUUUGUCCUAUGGCUUUGUUAGGCCAAUGGAAGGAUGAAAUUGAAACCCAUUCAGAGCCAGAAUCUCUUUCAAUUUUUGUGCACUAUGGUGGGGAUAGGACCAAUGACCCAAAAGUGCUUUCAGGCUAUGAUGUGGUCUUAACGACAUAUGGAGUCUUAACUGUCGCUUACAAAAAUGAUUCAAAUGAAAGCAUUUUUCACAAAGUACAGUGGUUUAGGGUAGUGCUUGAUGAGGCACAUACUAUUAAAUCCUCAAGGACACUAGGUGCUCUGGCAGCCUUUGAACUGAAUGCACAUUGCAGGUGGUGCCUUACGGGUACUCCUUUGCAGAAUAACUUGGAGGACCUCUACAGCCUUUUACGCUUCCUGCAUGUUGAGCCAUGGUGCAACUGGGCAUGGUGGCACAAGUUAAUUCAAAGGCCUUAUGAAUCUGGAGAUGAAAGAGGGCUGAAAUUGAUUAAGGCUAUCCUAAGGCCAUUGAUGUUGAGGAGGACUAAGGAAACAAAAGACAAAGAAGGAAGGCCCAUUCUUGUUCUCCCUCCAGUUGACAUUAAAACCAUUGAGUGUGAACAGUCUGAAGCUGAACGAGAUUUCUAUGAAGCACUCUUCAAGAGGUCCAAGGUCCAAUUUGACCAGUUCGUGGCACAAGGAAAGGUUCUCCAUAACUAUGCGUCUAUUCUUGAGCUGCUACUUCGGUUGAGGCAGUGCUGCAAUCAUCCAUUUCUCGUUAUGAGCCGGGGUGAUUCUCAACAGUAUGCAGACUUGAAUAAGCUCGCGAGGCGGUUUCUUGAGAUCAAUUCUGAUUUUGCCAACCCAAACCAGAUGCUCCCCACUCGAGCUUAUGUGGAAGAGGUUGUUGAGGGCAUCAGGCGAGGAGAAAACACUGAGUGUCCCAUCUGCCUGGAGUAUGCAGAUGAUCCUGUGCUGACUCCAUGUGCACACCGGAUGUGCAGAGAGUGCCUCCUUUCGAGCUGGCGGACCCCAUCAAAUGGGCUCUGUCCAAUUUGUAGGAUGCCGUUGAAGAAGAAUGAACUCAUUACGUGUCCAUCAGAAAAUCGUUUCCGGGUUGAUAUUGAGAAAAACUGGAAAGAGUCAUGCAAGGUUUCAAAGCUCCUUGAUUGCUUGGAGCAUAUACGUCGUAAGGGUCCUGGUGAAAAGAGCAUCAUUUUUAGUCAGUGGACUUCAUUUUUUGAURUACUGGAGAUCCCUUUAAGGAAGAAAGGAAUUGGAUUUUUGAGGUUCGACGGAAAAUUGAGCCAGAAGCAGAGGGAAAGGGUAUUGAGGGAGUUCAGUGAGACCAAUGAAAGAAGGGUGCUACUAAUGUCGUUAAAAGCAGGAGGUGUAGGCCUAAAUCUGACUGCAGCAUCUAAUGUCUUUCUAAUGGAUCCAUGGUGGAACCCAGCAGUUGAGGAGCAGGCAAUAAUGCGAAUUCAUCGAAUUGGGCAAAAGCGCAGGGUUUGUGUAAGAAGAUUCAUUGUUAAGGACACUGUGGAGGAGCGCCUGCAACAGGUUCAAGCGAGGAAACAGCGCAUGAUUGCAGGGGCCCUCACUGAUCAGGAAGUUAGAACAGCCAGGAUUGAAGAGCUCAAGAUGCUAUUUAGAUAAUUUAGUUCUACGGAUAACAGUAAAAGUGUAAAUAUGAAAGUAAAAGGAAGAAAAAAUAUAUGGCCCUUGUACAUAGAACCAAAUUUUGUGUAAAUUUGUUUGGUUUCAAUCCCUCUUCCUAUUUAUUUUUGGUUAGCAGAGCCCUAAAAUGGCUUGUAAAUUUUGUUUGAUUUUUCAUGGCUCUUUCUGGAUUUGGUCACUGUUACCAAUUUUCUCCCCUGUUACAAAUACUAACAGUUUCUUGGUCAAGAUUCAAGACUUCCAUGAGC